Molecule: messenger RNA, 696 nt
Organism: Histoplasma mississippiense
Lineage: Eukaryota; Fungi; Ascomycota; Eurotiomycetes; Onygenales; Ajellomycetaceae
Exons: 2
Coding region: 1-696 (231 amino acids)
Cellular component (GO): nucleus
Source: RefSeq, a predicted model, not a curated record
AUGCCCCAUCACCACGAUCACGAUCACAGCCAUAGCCAUGGGCACGGGGAGGAUGGCCACCACGACCACGACCACGACCAUUCCUCCGACAUUACGCCCGCCCUCCAAUCGAAUCUCUACCAGCAAAUCGAUUUCGAUGGCAUCGUCACCCUGAACGAAGCAGAGUCCAAGUCUGGCGCUGCCAUCGUGAAAAAAACAUGGGCGCAACGGCUAGACGAGCUACCGGAGUUGGAGAGUGAUGUUGAUGAGCAAUUGCUCAUGUAUAUCCCCUUCACGGGCCAAACAAAACUCCACUCCCUCCUCCUCUUCUCCGCCCCAACCGCCUCAGCACCCAAAACUGUAAAACUUUUCCGCAACAGACCAGACCUCGACUUUUCCACGGCCGCAGAUCUAGCCCCAACCCAGACUCUCUCCGUGCCUCAAACCCUCACCGGCCCUACCUCAGAUGUGCUCGAGAUUCCCCUGAACAGAGCGCAGUUCAACACCACAACGUCCAUAACGCUGUUUUUCGAGGAAAAUUGGAGCCAGGGUGAGGAGGAAGUGACGCGGGUUUCGUAUGUGGGGUUUAAAGGACAGCAUAUGGCAUUGAAUAGGGAGCCCGUGACGUUUUUGUACGAGGCUGCGGCGAACCCGAGGGAUCAUGCCGUUAUCCAGGGGGUGCAGGGGGUGGGGAGGACUAUUGGGCCUGGCAGGUAA